Molecule: messenger RNA, 189 nt
Organism: Suillus plorans
Lineage: Eukaryota; Fungi; Basidiomycota; Agaricomycetes; Boletales; Suillaceae
Exons: 1
Source: RefSeq, a predicted model, not a curated record
AUGGAACGUGCCAUCAGGCUUUUUGUUAAUGGACACAUGCUUUUAGGAGACAUCAACACUGCUGGCAAUAGUCAGGGAAACAAGACCCCGCUGGAUGUCAAUCUAUCCACAGGCAACCAGAGCAGUGUCACCUUGGCAUUUUCAGAAGCCAAUUGGGGUGCGCACAUGAGGGCUUACAUGACAUCUAUC